This is a messenger RNA of Gopherus evgoodei (Goodes thornscrub tortoise), 627 nucleotides long. RefSeq names its product zinc finger protein 3-like. Gene Ontology annotation, biological process: regulation of transcription by RNA polymerase II. The record is from RefSeq and is a predicted model, not a curated record. Lineage: Eukaryota; Metazoa; Chordata; Testudines; Testudinidae. The transcript has 2 exons. Gene Ontology annotation, molecular function: RNA polymerase II cis-regulatory region sequence-specific DNA binding; DNA-binding transcription factor activity, RNA polymerase II-specific. The annotation marks the transcript as partial.
GCUUGCACAGGGAGUGACCUGUGUCUGGAUUCUCUCUGUCUCCCAUCAGGUGAUUGGAUGGGGAGUGAUAACGAGGAGGAGAAACCCCAACAGGAAGAUGCUGAGAAAGUAGAACCACAUGGGAUAUUAUCAGGAAGAUCCAAAGGGAAUGUUUCCGGGAGUUGUGCACUCCCAGAAAAAGCCAAAGCCUGUGAGACUCUGCACAGGCCAGAGGAGAACUUCAGUAGCCACUCAGACCUUAUUCCCCGUGAGAGAAUCAACUUGGAAGACACACAGUACACAUGCCAUGAGUGUGGGAAAAGCUUCAAUCAAAGCUCAAGCCUUAUCACACAUCAGAGAAUCCACAGUGGAGAGACGCCUUACACGUGCGCUGAGUGCGGGAAACGCUUCCAUCGGUGCUCAAACCUCAGUGCACAUCAGAGAAUCCACACUGGUGAGAAACCUUAUGGAUGCUCUGAGUGCGGGAAACGCUUCAAGCAGAUCUCACACCUUAUCAGACAUUGUAGAAUCCACACGGCAGAGACGCCCUACACGUGCUCUGAGUGCGGGAAAAGCUUCAAUCAGAGCUCAAUCCUUAGCAGACAACAGAAAAUCCAUAGAAGCGAGAGGGAGGAAGGGAGGGAGGGA